Molecule: messenger RNA, 110 nt
Organism: Thelazia callipaeda (thelaziosis nematode)
Lineage: Eukaryota; Metazoa; Nematoda; Chromadorea; Rhabditida; Thelaziidae
Source: the annotation of a GenBank genome assembly
AUGUAUGAGUUUGAGUGUGAAUGUGGACGUGGAUGUGUGAGAGUGGAUGUGGAUGUGGAUGUGGAUGUGGAUGUGGAUGUGGAUGUAGAUGUAAAUGUAGAUGUAUGAGU